UUGCCUAUCGACUUUUCCAUUUCUUCCUGGCUAAGAAUCUACUGCUAUAUUGUGGCCAUAGCUUCAUUUCCUUUAAACUUUGGGACUAUUAUGCUUAUAAUUUAUAAGAAUGAUAAAAUCGAUAAUUUUAAGUAUUUCAUGCUUUGGUUUCAGAUAACCAACUCAAUUACCGACUUAUAUAUGGCAAUUUUCGUCCAACCAAUGUCUCUUAUUUGA
This is a messenger RNA of Caenorhabditis elegans, 216 nucleotides long. The record is from the annotation of a RefSeq genome assembly. Lineage: Eukaryota; Metazoa; Nematoda; Chromadorea; Rhabditida; Rhabditidae.